AUGAAGUCAAUACCUUGCCUCACUCUCUUAACAGCGGCAUCAGCCAUCUUGGUACCAUCGCCAUCCGGUCCCUACCAUAUGAGACUUCAAUCAAUCACCGACCCAAGGCGCCCCGCCGACCCCCUCGAUCCAAACGACCAUGGCCAUGGGCGUCGCAUCCUGUUUUCCAUCUUCUUGCCCGUGGAAAAGAGCGGCAGGCCGUGCCCGUCCAUUACCGUCCCCUACAUGACGCCCAAAGUGGCUGCCGAUUACGGUGGACAGGCUGCUGAAGUCGGCCUCGACGAUGGGCUCUUCUCUUCCUUUGACAUGCAGCUCUGCGACCUGGUCAAGCUAAACCCAUGUGGAGGUGGCAAGGGAAGACGCAAGCGGUGCGAGAUCUCUCGCCAGCCAGGGCCACGCGGCAGUCAUUGUCGACCACCCGCACGAAGCCGGUUUCGUCGAGUUCCCUGGGCGCUUCUCGACAGGUUCCGCUUGGACCUGGGCAAGAUGGCAGUUUUUGCACAUUCUGUGGGCGGCGGUGCGGCGGCGACACUGGCCCGAAACGACAACAGGGUUCUCGGAGGCGUCGACUUUGACGGCCAGCUCGUGGAGGCGAUUCGAAGCCAGGGCUUGAGCAGGCCGUUUCUUCUUGCUGGGCGGUACGGGCACAGUGCCGCCAACUCUACGGACCACACUUGGAAUCAGUUUUGGCCUCGUCUGGCCGGCCCGCGUGUUGAGCUGGCAAUUCACGGCACGGCCCAUGCAUCCUACACUGAUCGGCCCUUGCUCGUUGGUGCCCUGGGUCUUCCUGGUGCCGUUCUGGACCAAUUUGCUGGAGAAAUAGGGUCUGUCAAGGGCACGGAACUGGAAGGUAUUGUGGAUGGUGUGCUGGCGAGCUUCUUUGAUUUCGUCUUGUCCAGCAAAACGCAGCGGCUAGUCCGACUGCCUCGGGUGUACUCUGCAGUUUUAAUUACAUGCAGUAAUUUGUAA
Metarhizium acridum CQMa 102 is the source of this 969-nucleotide messenger RNA. The record is from RefSeq and is a predicted model, not a curated record. Lineage: Eukaryota; Fungi; Ascomycota; Sordariomycetes; Hypocreales; Clavicipitaceae.